Nycticebus coucang (slow loris) is the source of this 2847-nucleotide messenger RNA. It is a transcript of the gene LRRTM2, whose product is annotated as leucine rich repeat transmembrane neuronal 2. The record is from RefSeq and is a predicted model, not a curated record. Bases 732 to 2282 code for a protein of 516 amino acids. Gene Ontology annotation, cellular component: extracellular matrix. The transcript has 2 exons. Lineage: Eukaryota; Metazoa; Chordata; Mammalia; Primates; Lorisidae. Gene Ontology annotation, molecular function: protein binding.
GGCUCUUACAAGCAUUAAAAAUCAUCACUCUGCUAACCCAACUCACUGUUCAGACGGGUCUUCUUGAAUGCAGCCUUUAUUACAACCUCACUGCUGCUUCCUACACUGAAGGAAUACCAUGUUUUUAAGUCAAUUCUUCUUUCUUGCUUUAUUGUAAUUAGGGGGUCUUGCAACAACCCCAAUGCUGUUACAAAGCACGGUGCUUUAUAACAGUAAAGCUUCUGGAAAACCCAAACAAAAGACACGUCAUCCGGUGACGUCAGCCUAUAUACAGUUCUGUGUGGUCGCAGCACAUAAGCAAAUCCAUUCUUGUGCCGUUUCUCAGAAAAGCUUUUCAGUAAAUGCACUCAUGCUGCUCCAGGAGCUCUUCUCUGCAACAAGCCGCCCAUCUGCCAUCAACAAGUUAAGACUGGGAGAACUAACGGCUGCGGAAAGGAGAGACUGAAGCUUUGAUUAACCAGCUGAGCAGUUCAAGGAGGAAAAAAUUAAUAGCUUACAUUCAAAGGUGAUUUAGAGGAUCAGAGCAGUCACAGAAAAUGAAGCCAGUGCUUUCCAGAGGAAUAUCCUAAGGAAAAAAACAACUCACCCUGGUGGAUUUAAUUUUACUCGGAAAGCCUGAGACAGAAAACAGGAAACUGGUCAAAGGCUCCUACAUGUUAGAGCCUUUUACAGACUCACUGCGUUGAGUCUAACAACCACGACUGAAUGCAGCCUCCAAUGUGCUCAGAAGAAUGGGCUUACAUUUCAAGUGGCCAUUAGGGGCCCCUAUGCUGGCAGCAAUAUAUGCAAUGAGUAUGGUUUUAAAAAUGCUGCCUGCCCUGGGUAUGGCGUGUCCACCCAAAUGCCGCUGUGAGAAGCUGCUCUUCUACUGCGACUCUCAGGGCUUCCACUCAGUGCCAAACGCCACAGACAAGGGCUCUCUGGGCCUGUCCCUCAGGCACAAUCACAUUACAGAGCUUGAAAGAGAUCAAUUUGCCAGCUUCAGUCAACUUACCUGGCUCCACUUAGAUCACAAUCAAAUUUCAACAGUAAAAGAAGAUGCUUUUCAAGGACUAUAUAAACUUAAGGAAUUAAUCUUAAGUUCCAACAAAAUAUUUUACUUGCCAAACACAACUUUUACCCAACUGAUUAACCUGCAAAAUUUGGACCUGUCUUUUAAUCAGCUGUCGUCUCUGCACCCAGAGCUCUUCUAUGGCCUUCGGAAGCUGCAGACCUUGCAUUUACGUUCCAACUCCCUGCGGACUAUCCCAGUACGCCUGUUCUGGGACUGUCGUAGUCUGGAGUUUCUGGAUUUGAGCACAAACCGUUUGCGAAGUUUGGCUCGAAAUGGAUUUGCAGGAUUAAUCAAACUGAGAGAGCUUCACCUAGAGCACAACCAGCUGACGAAGAUUAAUUUUGCUCAUUUCCUACGGCUAAGCAGUCUGCACACACUCUUCUUACAAUGGAACAAAAUCAGCAACCUGACAUGUGGGAUGGAGUGGACCUGGGGCACUUUAGAAAAGCUAGACCUGACUGGAAAUGAAAUCAAAGCCAUCGACUUGACAGUGUUUGAAACGAUGCCGAAUCUUAAAAUACUCCUCAUGGAUAACAACAAGUUAAACAGCCUUGAUUCCAAGAUCUUAAACUCCCUGAGAUCCCUCACAACCGUUGGCCUCUCUGGCAAUCUUUGGGAAUGCAGCACCCGAAUAUGUGCUUUAGCCUCCUGGCUGGGCAGUUUCCAAGGUCGGUGGGAGCACUCCAUCCUAUGCCACAGCCCUGACCACACCCAAGGAGAGGAUAUUCUAGAUGCAGUCCAUGGAUUUCAGCUCUGCUGGAAUUUAUCAACCACUGUCACUGCCAUGGCUACAACUUAUAGAGAUCCAACCACUGAAUAUACAAAAAGAAUAAGCUCAUCAAGUUACCAUGUGGGAGACAAAGAAAUCCCAACAACUGCAGGCAUAGCAGUUACUACCGAGGAACACUUUCCCGAACCAGACAAUGCCAUCUUCACUCAGCGGGUAAUUACAGGAACAAUGGCUUUAUUGUUUUCUUUCUUUUUUAUUAUUUUUAUAGUGUUCAUCUCCAGGAAGUGCUGCCCUCCCACUUUAAGGAGAAUUAGGCAGUGCUCAAUGAUUCAGAACCACAGGCAGCUCCGAUCCCAAACACGACUCCAUAUGUCAAACAUGUCAGACCAAGGACCAUAUAAUGAGUAUGAACCCACCCAUGAAGGACCCUUCAUCAUCAUUAAUGGUUAUGGACAGUGCAAAUGUCAGCAGCUGCCAUACAAAGAAUGUGAAGUAUAAUAUCUACCCGUCAUCAAAAAAAAUCAUAUCAGAUAAGUAACCUAUUUUACAUAGUAGAGGCUAAAUACAUAUCUAAUUUUUACCAAUGGUGACAUUAAGCCUAAUUUUCCAAACUAAGUGGAGACUUAGUUUUUGAAGUGUUAAAGUAUUUUUAAUUUUUUAAAUGAAACCAUAUUUUAAGUGUUAAAUUAAGCAAUGCUCACAUUAAUUUGCACUCCUGUUGUAAAGUCUUUAAAAAUGCUUACGUUAAAAUAAGACAUUUCAUGUAUGUAAUUAUAUAAUAUUGUGUGUAAACAUUUACACGAAGGUCUCCAUGUGCUAUUUUUUUUCUAACGAAAACAGUUUGGAAAGAGCUAUUGAGCAGAAACAGAUAUGGAUCAAUACCUGUUUGAUCAUUGGUCUCCAUCCCAUGUACCACCAACUAGAUAGCUGCUUAAAAGGAGACUUAGCAAAGUUCUCUUGUGUGAUAAUUUACUCAAAUCUUCAAUCUGCUACCAGUGUGGGAAGCAGAAUUUCAUGUAUGAUGAUGAAUGGUAAAUAUUAAAUACUUUCCCUUCCAGAGUUU